AUCUCCCGCCUCGUUCACAAACGUUAUGCCGAAACUAGCCCCGAGAUUGCACUAUAAUCCUGAGAAAACCCUAUACAUCGAUGUCACCGAUUGGGGGGUUAACAGAAGGACAAAUCAGUAAUUGAACAUCUGGGUGCCCUCUCAGGUUAAGGAGGUUGCUCUCACCGCCGUGAUUUCAACGGCGUUGGUCUGACUUCGUCGCUGGUUUUUCCGUUCCUGGAAAUGGCUCCGCGGACAAGAAGAGGGUCUUUUCCUAGAGUUGUAAUUGAGAGAGAUACGGAGUCUGAAAAAAGUUCAUCAUCAGAAGAAGAGGAGGACCCAGAACCAGAAGUGCAAGAAGAAGAAGAGAGUGAAGAACUUGCAGAAGUUGAAAAUGGAGAGAAUGUGGAAGAGGGUUUGGGUUCAAAGAAGAAAGAGAGAGUGCCCAUCACUAUUGCUCUCACGAAAGUCUGCAAAGUAUGCAAGCGAAAGGGUCAUGAAGCAGGAUUCAAGGGAGCUACUUACAUAGACUGCCCAAUGAAGCCCUGCUUUCUCUGCAAGAUGCCUGGCCACACUACAAUGACUUGCCCACACAAAGUGGCAACUGAGCAUGGUGUCAUCCCAGCACCCAAUAGAAAUACUAGGAGUUCUUUGGAUUAUGUUUUCAGACGGCAGCUUCAACCUGAUAUUCCUGCGAUCAAAACGGCCUUUAUCGUCCCCAAUCAAGUGGAUUGUGCAGUUAUUAGAUAUCACAGUAGGCGGGUCACAUGCCUGGAGUUCCACCCAACAAACAAUAACAUUCUUUUAUCAGGAGACAAGAAAGGGCAACUUGGAGUCUGGGAUUACAAUAAAGUUCAUGAAAAGACAGUUUAUGGAAACAUACACCACUGUAUACUUAAUAACAUGAGGUUCAAACCAACAAAUGAUGAAACAAUAUAUGCUGCAUCCUCAGAUGGAACCAUCAGUUGCACAGACUUGGAGACUGGAAUUUCAUCAUCUUUGAUGAACCUUAACCCUAAUGGGUGGGAGGGCCCAAGCACUUGGAGGAUGCUCUAUGGCAUGGAUAUUAACUCAGAGAAAGGUCUUGUGCUUGUUGCUGAUAACUUUGGAUUUCUCUACUUGGUGGAUACCCGCUCCAACAACCAAACUGGGGAGGCUAUUUUGAUCCAUAAGAAAGGUAGCAAAGUCGUUGGGCUUCACUGCAAUCCUCUUCAACCAGAGCUUCUUUUGAGUUGUGGCAAUGAUCACUUUGCUCGUAUAUGGGAUAUGCGGCGAUUAGAAGCUGGAUCUUCUCUUCACAACCUUCCACAUGGCCGUGUUGUUAAUGCUGCAUAUUUCUCUCCGCAAUCCGGUUGCAAAAUUCUUACUACAUCUCAAGAUAACCGUAUUCGUGUAUGGGAUUCUAUCUUUGGCAAUUUGAACUCCCCAAGUAGAGAAAUUGUACAUAGUCAUGAUUUCAAUCGACAUUUGACUCCUUUUCGUGCUGAAUGGGAUCCAAAGGACCCGGCAGAGUCCCUUGUGGUUGUUGGUCGUUACAUAAGUGAAAAUUAUAAUGGAGCUGCCUUGCAUCCCAUUGAUUUCAUAGACAUCAGCACUGGGCAACUGGUUGCUGAGGUCAUGGAUCCAAACAUCACAACUAUCAGUCCUGUGAACAAGCUACAUCCACGAGACGAUGUUCUGGCAUCUGGCAGUUCAAGGUCUCUUUUCAUCUGGAGGCCCAGGGACAAGUCUGAGCCUGUACAACAGAAGAAUGAAAAGAAGAUUGUUCUUUGUGCAAGUGAGAAGAAAACCAGACGGAAAUUUGGGGGUGUUGAUAGUGACAAUGAUUCUGACGAUGACACAUUCAGCUCCAAGGGUAAAAACUUCAAGUCAAAGAAACUCGGAUCAAAACCAACUCCCAAAAGUCUUAGAACGAAACGCUAAGCUAAUGAACACAAAUGCCUAACUCAUUUCCAAGAUCAUACAUCGGCCUCCUACACCAUCUGUUUUGGGGCUCACAUUUAGAGAGCCUGGAUUUGCCAACCUUUUGUACAGAUAGAAACCUUGCUCUGCCCAUUUUGGUUUUUUUGGCUGAAAGCUUACUCUUCUUCAUCAUGGAUGAAAGCAGCAGACGGAACAUGUGGCCUUUUGGACUUCUCUCACUUUCUUUCUUUUCUCCUUUUUCCAUUUUAUUUAUUCAGCACUUUCUGUUUCAGGGUCUUGUUCACACGUACUGCGGGUUGUCAAGAUAGUCUUUUAAAUUGUAUAAUAGUUCUUUAGCUUGUUGGAUAGAA
Molecule: messenger RNA, 2252 nt
Organism: Vitis vinifera (wine grape)
Lineage: Eukaryota; Viridiplantae; Streptophyta; Magnoliopsida; Vitales; Vitaceae
Product: protein DAMAGED DNA-BINDING 2
Exons: 11
Coding region: 223-1902 (559 amino acids)
Biological process (GO): response to UV; DNA repair
Cellular component (GO): nucleus; Cul4-RING E3 ubiquitin ligase complex
Molecular function (GO): damaged DNA binding; protein binding
Source: RefSeq, a predicted model, not a curated record